This is a messenger RNA of Vitrella brassicaformis, 2808 nucleotides long. NCBI's taxonomy places the organism in Eukaryota, Vitrellaceae. The record is from the annotation of a GenBank genome assembly.
GCCAAUCGGUCACAUUACACAGGUACCAUACGCAAUACACACACACACACAUACACACCCACACCCACACACGGACGCCCCAGCAGACGACCACGACAGGCAGACGAGAAGAAGCCGCGCUGCUCGCACACACCACAGAAACGGCCGUCUGCGCUGCGCAUCCAUCCCAUCACCAAAGACAAAUACCAGCACGCAACGCUCACACGCACACACACACACGCACAGACAGCUCCCGUCCCCCUCUGCUGCGAUGCGCACACAAGACAAGACCCGUAGGCAGGCAGACAGUCAGACAGACAGACACGUGCCAAGAGUCAGCAAGGCAAGCAUAGCAUAGCAUAGCAUACACACACCGGAAAAAACAGCAGCUCUGUCGAGUCGACUGACAGAGAGAUGGAUGGAGAAAAUGACUUUCCUGACUGGGCGGUCCCGUCCCCGUUUUCAAAAAGUGUGUGAGCGAUUCCAUGCGCCAUCCAUCCAUCGCCUGGCGUGGGUGGGAUGCCGUGUGUCUCGUUUGCCUCGCUGUCAGGAGUUGCGUCUGCUGGUGCUAGCGUCUGUUGCACCUGACGACUGGUGCAACAACAGCCAAGACCACCACACGCCGCACACCUGACAGCUGGGCAGACGACACGUACCAACGGCCUUCACCCAGACAGACAGGAACAACAAAGGAGGUCUCUCUCUCUCUCUCUCUCUGGCCACACUCCCUCCUGCCUGGUGUGCUUGUACCAACACGUACCCUACGUUCGCAGAUCGAUCACAGCUGUCGGCUAGGCUGGCAGGCUGUCAGGCAGGAAAAAAGCGAAACGCGCUCUCAUUGUGGGCGGGGGGAAACUUGUGAUCUUUUUCUGCCUCACCUUCCUGUAUUAUGCUACAACAGAACAGCAGCUAGACCAACACAAUUGGUUAACCGCUCGCUCAGCUCACUCACUCCCCCGCACGGCACGACACGACAACCAGCCCAAGAACCACCAGCACCACACCAAGGACAGCCAUACAGGCUAAUCACGUCACGCGGCACACACACGCACUCACGCACGCACGGCACAGGGAGGGAGGGAGGUGAGGUGCACACGAACGCAAAAACCACAGCUAGGUUAAAAACCACACACACACAAAAGCAACGCACGCAGCGCUGUCCUGUACUGUCAGCAGCACGGCACGGCACGGCACGGCACGGCACUCACCACCAUGCAAAGCAUUGCAAUCAAUGCAGUCAGUCAGUGAUCUUGCCUACCUACACCGUUUUGUGUGUCUGCCCUUCCCUCCUAUCCAUCACAUCACAGCAGCCAGCCUGUUCGCACCUCACCCCGCCCAGCCACUCUGUUUGCCGAUCCACAUCGGAAACAAGAAAGCUGAGCGGGAAGAAUCGCAAACCAGCUGCUGCUGUGACGAGAGACGACAGACGAGAGUAGCAUACCAGAUCCCCUACACCACCCCGCUGUCCUGCCUGCCUGUUUGCCUGUCUUAUUCACAUGAGCAUCACGUCGGUCGGUGUGAAAUGCAUCGACUCUGUGUGUGUGUGUAAUUAUGCCCCGCUGGCCGGCACUCCGAGGUCUGAUUCGUCCAUGGAGUUGCCGUCCUUUGGGUGGUGCAUGGGGGUCCCCGCCUUGGGCAUCGGGCUGUAGGUCACCGAGGGGGGCGACUCGGGCACACACGACACGUCCUUGACGCCGUUGCUGCGGUCGAUGAACGACAGGCGCAACGCUACAGCCUAGAUAAGAUACAUACAGCAGAUGUCAGGCAACAGACAGACAGACAGGUGAGGUGACACAAAGGACAGGAUGUUUGUUCUCUGUGCGGGGCGGGGGUAGGGGUGUACCUCCUUGGUGUCAGGUGAGAGCAUGACAGCGAUCCCGUAGGCGCCAUCGCCCCAGCCAGCCGAUGAGACAGCGCCAACCGGACCUGAGGAUGCGAUGCGCCGCAAACCAAGCACAAAACCAAGCACGAAACACCAGAAACAAUGGACCGCUCACACAACACAUGUCGCAGUUGUCUGUCUGUCACGGCACCCCCACCCCACACACCGUGCACGUCUCCGGUGAUGCCGGAGAGGUCACUUCCGUCAGUGAUGGAGCACACACGGCCGUACCAGUCCUCAAACCACUCGCGCCCCACACCGCCCGGAAUGCUGCACACACACACAGCCAAAGAGACAGACGUCUCUGUGUCAGUCAGUCAGUGCAUCUCUGUGUUUCUGUCUCCUCUGCCACCGGGGCGGGACGUACGUCUCUCUGCAGUAGAAACCCGCCAUGCCGCUGUCGACGCCGCACACCAGCUCGGUGGUCUCCCAUGGCAGGGCGUCGAUCUUGCCGAUGCUCAGGUCGCACAGCGGCACCGCUCCAGCGUGGCACACGAUGAGGUCGGAGAUUCGGUUGUUUGAGUCAAACAGGCCGAAAUCGCACUUGACGGCGUAGGCGUGCCACAUGCCCGGCUGCACGGGCGACAGGUUGACACCGGCAUCCACGUAGGCGGGAUCGCCACACACCUUUGGGUCGAAAGGGACACACAAUGACAUUUUCAGAUGCUGUUUGUUGUGCUCUGGCGCCUUGCCUUGCUAACUGUAUGCUCAUCUCAUCUCACCAGGCAGUCACUUUGUGCGAUGAAGCAGCCCAGCGGCACCAGUGAGGCCGACACCUCGUCGUCAAAGGCUUCAGCCGGGAUCAUUUGGCCAACAACCACUGGCACAGAAGAGCCAACACAACGCCAAGCACAAGCCGGAAGACUGAGAAAUGCUGAGGCGCAGAUCUCUCACCUCUCCCGCGAGUCUAAGCUCGCGUUGAUCUCACUGCCGAAUUUCGUUGCCAU